Molecule: messenger RNA, 4533 nt
Organism: Sinocyclocheilus grahami
Lineage: Eukaryota; Metazoa; Chordata; Actinopteri; Cypriniformes; Cyprinidae
Product: plasma membrane calcium-transporting ATPase 1-like
Exons: 20
Biological process (GO): calcium ion transmembrane transport; regulation of cytosolic calcium ion concentration
Cellular component (GO): plasma membrane; intracellular membrane-bounded organelle
Molecular function (GO): P-type calcium transporter activity; PDZ domain binding; ATP hydrolysis activity
Source: RefSeq, a predicted model, not a curated record
AGGGAUUUCUCUGCAGAUUGGAGGAGCUAGAUAGACGGCAGAGUGAGUCUGAGGGAGACCGAGAGAGCGAGGGGGAUCUCUGAGGCACCGUUCGGAGGGCAUUGUCUCCUUGGGCUGAUUGUGUAAGGUUUCGUUCACAAUGAAAGCAACGCCACAGGCUGAGGGGAAUGGCUUGUGAAUUAUCCCAGUCCUGCCACCUGCAGUCGGGCAUCCUCCUCCUCCUCUGAAGGACGUCAGUUGUUUAUGGGAACUACUGGCAUUGGUCUCCUGAGGAUAUAGCUCUCCUUUUGGGACGCCAUUUUUCCACCCUUGCUGAGACGCGGUGUAGCCAGGAGACAUGGCUAACAACUCAUACAGCGGGGUGAAGAACUCUGUGGCCGAGCCCAAUCACGAUGGAGAGUUUGGCUGCUCGCUUAAAGAGCUGCGCUCUCUCAUGGAACUGCGAGGGGCUGAAGGAUUACACAAAAUCCAGGAAACUUAUGGGGACGUUAAUGGACUUUGCAACAGACUGAAAACAUCGCCCGUAGAUGGAUUAAGUGGGCAGCCUGCAGAUAUUGAAAAAAGAAAAGUAGCAUUUGGACAGAACUUUAUACCUCCGAAAAAGCCAAAAACCUUUCUUCAGUUAGUAUGGGAAGCAUUACAAGACGUAACAUUGAUUAUUUUGGAAGUGGCAGCAAUAGUUUCUUUAGGCCUUUCUUUUUAUAAACCUCCGGAUUCAGAAAAUAGAAAUUGCGGGAAUGCAGCGGGUGGAAUAGAGGAUGAAGGAGAAGCUGAGGCUGGAUGGAUAGAAGGAGCAGCUAUCCUCCUAUCUGUUGCUUGCGUGGUGCUCGUGACGGCCUUCAAUGACUGGAGCAAAGAGAAGCAGUUCCGUGGCUUACAGAGCCGCAUUGAACAAGAGCAGAAGUUUAUGAUGGUUCGGGGAGGGCAAGUCAUUCCGAUCCCUGUGGCCGAGAUUGUCGUAGGGGACAUUGCACAAAUUAAAUAUGGUGACCUCCUGCCUGCUGAUGGCAUUCUCAUCCAGGGCAAUGACCUCAAAAUAGAUGAAAGCUCUUUAACUGGAGAGUCUGACCAUGUGAAGAAAUCGAUGGAAAAAGAUUCUGUGCUGCUGUCAGGUACUCAUGUCAUGGAGGGCUCUGGAAAAAUGGUUGUCACUGCUGUCGGAGUUAAUUCCCAAACUGGAAUAAUCUUUACGUUAUUGGGGGCGGGAGAAGAUGAUGAGGAUGAGGAGGAGAAGAAGAAAGAGAGAAAGAAAGAGAAGAAAAAUAAAAAGCAGGAUGGCUCUGUGGAGAACAGAAAGAAAGCUAAAGCCCAGGAUGGUGCCGCAAUGGAGAUGCAACCUCUAAACAGUGAUGAAGGGGCUGAGGGUGAAGAGAAGAAAAAAGCCAACUUGCCAAAGAAAGAGAAAUCAGUUUUGCAAGGGAAACUGACCAAAUUAGCGGUCCAAAUUGGAAAAGCAGGUCUGGUGAUGUCAGCCAUCACAGUGAUCAUCUUGGUGGUGCUGUUCGUGGUGGACACUUUCUGGAUCCAGGGAAUUCCUUGGGAAAAAGAGUGCACUCCCAUUUACAUCCAGUUCUUUGUCAAGUUCUUUAUCAUCGGUGUUACCGUGCUGGUGGUGGCCGUCCCUGAGGGUCUUCCUCUAGCUGUAACCAUCUCGCUGGCUUACUCUGUCAAAAAAAUGAUGAAAGACAAUAAUUUGGUGAGGCAUCUUGAUGCCUGUGAAACUAUGGGCAAUGCCACAGCCAUCUGUUCGGAUAAAACGGGGACUCUGACUAUGAACCGGAUGACAGUUGUUCAGGUUUUUAUCGCUGACAAGCACUACAAGAAAGUCCCUGAGCCCAAUGCCAUUCCUGCCAGCACCAUGGACCUGCUCAUACUGGGCGUCAGUGUCAACUGUGCUUACACCACCAAAAUCAUGGUGAGUCCCUAGGCAAUGGCCUCUGAGGGCUUGAGGACCAUCUGCCUGGCUUACAGGGACUUUCCUGCCUCUGAAGGUGAACCAGACUGGGAUAAUGAGAGUGAUAUCCUGACCAGGCUCACCUGUGUGUGUGUCGUGGGCAUUGAAGACCCAGUUAGACCAGAGGUCCCUGAUGCCAUUAGAAAGUGCCAGCGUGCUGGAAUCACGGUGCGCAUGGUCACCGGGGACAAUCUUAACACUGCCCGUGCUAUAUCAACUAAAUGUGGCAUCCUGCAGCCAGGAGAUGACUUUCUUUGCUUGGAGGGCAAAGAGUUCAACCGCCGGAUCCGUAAUGAAAAGGGAGAGAUUGAACAAGAGCGGAUUGACAAAAUAUGGCCUAAACUCCGGGUGCUGGCGAGAUCUUCACCGACAGACAAGCAUACACUAGUCAAAGGUAUAAUUGACAGCACUGUUUUGGAGCGGAGGCAGGUUGUGGCAGUAACGGGAGACGGCACCAAUGAUGGCCCUGCCUUAAAAAAGGCCGAUGUUGGGUUUGCUAUGGGCAUUGCCGGCACAGAUGUGGCUAAAGAAGCCUCCGAUAUCAUUCUCACUGACGACAACUUCAGCAGCAUCGUCAAGGCCGUCAUGUGGGGGCGGAACGUGUAUGACAGCAUUUCAAAAUUCCUCCAGUUCCAGCUCACCGUCAAUGUGGUGGCUGUGAUCGUGGCCUUCACUGGAGCUUGCAUCACACAGGACUCUCCUUUGAAAGCUGUACAGAUGUUAUGGGUAAAUCUGAUUAUGGACACAUUUGCCUCUUUGGCCUUGGCCACUGAACCCCCCACUGAAUCACUUCUGCUGAGGAAGCCUUACGGCCGUAAUAAACCCCUCAUCUCCCGGACAAUGAUGAAGAACAUUUUGGGUCAUGCGGUCUACCAGCUCACUAUCAUCUUCACUCUACUUUUUGCUGGUGAAAAGAUGUUCGACAUUGACAAUGGACGUUACGCCCCUCUUCACGCUCCUCCCUCUGAGCACUACACCAUUGUCUUCAACACCUUUGUGAUGAUGCAGCUGUUCAAUGAAAUCAACGCACGGAAGAUCCACGGGGAACGAAAUGUUUUUGAAGGCAUUUUUAACAACAUGAUCUUCUGUUCCAUCGUCUUUGGGACUUUUGUUAUUCAGAUUGUGAUAGUGCAAUUUGGAGGAAAGCCAUUCAGCUGUGUGGGGCUGAGCAUUGAGCAGUGGCUAUGGUGCAUCCUCUUGGGUUUUGGGUGUCUACUAUGGGGACAGAUCAUCUCCUCGAUCCCAACGAGCCGGCUGAAGUUCCUGAAGACUGCUGGUCAUGGAACGCAGAAGGAAGAAAUCCCAGACGAGGAGUUGGAGGAGCUGGAGGACCUGGAUGAAAUCGAUCAUGCAGAGCGCGAGCUCCGCAGGGGGCAGAUCCUCUGGUUCAGAGGCCUGAAUCGCAUUCAGACUCAGAUGGAUGUUGUGAGUGCGUUCCAGAGCGGAAUUUCCUUUCAGGCGGCCGUCAGGCGCCAGCCCUCCAGCACCAGCCAACAGCACGAUAUCCGAGUGGUGAAUGCAUUCCGCAGCUCGCUGUCGCCCUAUGAGGGCCUGGAGAAGCCGGAAUCUCGCACCUCCAUCCACAACUUCAUGACCCAUCCGGAGUUCCGGAUAGAGGACUCUGAGCCCCACAUCCCCCUCAUCGACGACACUGACGCGGAGGACGACGCACCAACUAAGAGAAACGCCACACCCACGCCGCCUCCCCCACCCUCGCCCAAUCAGAACAAUAACGCCGUAGACAGCGGCAUCCACCUCUUCCUGGAUCCCAGCAAGCCAGCCACACCCUCAGCUCCCGGGAGCCCCAUGCACAGCCUAGAGACGUCCCUUUGAUCAGCUCCGCCCCUCGCUACGACACACAACACCUGCUCUUCCCCACAGAGACUAAAGCCUGGAGAACUCAUUGGAUGAGAGGGGCGGAGCCAUGGAGCUCUCGGGAGCUUAGCUCUUAGCUUUUGCUUCUCUUUAUCUGGAUGUUGUACAUUUGCUCUUUUUGCCCUUUGCUUAUUCAAACUAAUUUCUGCAUCAUUUGGCUGUUAAUAUUUUGAAUUAUUUGUUUUGUUUUUUUGUGGAAGACACAUGUCUGUUUACAAAGUUUGUAGAUACUUUUUUUCCCCCUUCUGUUCGUUGGUGGAAGAGCUUCCUGAUGCAGAGAAAUAUUUCAGAUACUGCUGUAUUUUCAGGAAAAAAGGGUGUUUCUAUGGAAACCAAACUAUUUUUGCCUGCAAGUUUUUAUUUGUUAUAUAUUUGUAGAUACAUAGAACCUUCAAGCCAAAUAGAUAACACUAAGGCUUGUAUAGCAGUGAUCAGAGGUAUUGAGGUCCAUGGGAGGGUUUUUCUUUGGACGGAUGAGGGGAGGGAGCCAUUAACGAGGAUCUCUGUCCAUAAAUCUCCUCUCAUACUUACUACUUCACCCCUUAAAAGUCAUCGUUGGGUUUAUUUUAAGUUCCAAGAGUUCCGAGUUUCAUGUCUCAUUCUCGUUUGGAAGUUAAGGAGUAUCUGAAAUGGCUGGAGCUGGAGUCUUCACGCUUUUAAUGGUGUGAUUUUGAAGUGGAGGCUGCACCAGGUCCGCCUUUAAA